AUGGAUGGCAUUUUCAAUAACCGAAGGCUAUUCGUUGCACCCCGCAAUGGAGCUGUAUUGGUAAGCGGUGAUCGUCUGCGAGAUCCACGAAACGUGAGUAUUCUUGACGGUGAUCCAACCUUCUCUGCCUAUGUCUGCACACCACCGCAACAUCAAUAUCGCGAUGAUUUUUCGUUUUCCAGAGGCCUUCCAGCAACCUCGUCCUGCAACGAGAUCGUCAGCCGACCCAGCCAGAACGGAAGCGUUGUUGCACCCAGCCGUCCUCAUGUCCGAAAUGUUCCCAUACAAAUUGUUCCAGCAGCCAGAUCACAGCUUCGCAUUAGGCCAUCAGUAUCGAACCCACAUCCACGAGCCACAUCUACCCUUGGCAGAUUUCCAGUCGAUGCUACAGAUGCAAGGUUGAAGUCAAAUGAGGGAGGCCUAAUGGAUGGUGAUCGUAUUGUUUGGUUUGAUGCAGAGGGCAUCCCUCGCCGUGGUACUGUUCGAUGGUGUGGCUAUCUACGUGGUCACACGAAAGUUUACGUCGGGGUUGACUUCGUGAGUUCUUUUUUUACUCUUAGCCUUUACAGAACUGUUGUUGCUGGCAAAGAAAAAAAAAACUGA
Gongylonema pulchrum is the source of this 603-nucleotide messenger RNA. NCBI's taxonomy places the organism in Eukaryota, Metazoa, Nematoda, Chromadorea, Rhabditida, Gongylonematidae. The record is from the annotation of a GenBank genome assembly.